CAAGAUAUUGGUCUAGAAGAUGACUAUCAGGAGGGUCCGGUGCCACCAUGGCUAGGUGAUGAGGCAGUACGAGCAGGCAUCAAGAGCUUGCUUCUGCUUGAUCGAUGCAGAGAAGAGGAUAGGAGAUUGAAAGAUGAGCGGUGUGCUAUGCAGGAGUGGAUGAAGGAAGAGUGA
Laetiporus sulphureus 93-53 is the source of this 174-nucleotide messenger RNA. RefSeq lists its product as uncharacterized. The record is from RefSeq and is a predicted model, not a curated record. Lineage: Eukaryota; Fungi; Basidiomycota; Agaricomycetes; Polyporales; Laetiporaceae. The transcript has a single exon. The annotation marks the transcript as partial.